CAUUGAUACUUCGGCUACCAGAACUGCAGUAUGCACUUGUCCGCAAUAGCCGUGAAGAGUUAGACCUAGACUGACGGUUUAACCUUUUGGCAACAGCAACACUGGCGACAACCGUGUGCCAAUAUGUAGACAACGACAGUUGGCUAGCUGAGCGACAGAGUGGCGCACUCGAAAGCCUUCCGAGGGUUUGCGUUUCCAACCACCUCACCGGCUGAAGCUGGAGCCAGCCGUAUAAUUGCAAACAUGUCCAGCAGGACUGCCAACCCGUAGUACAACCUGAAUAGACUGAAAAACCGGCAGUUCCCACUGAGGCCCGCUUUGAAUACCUAAGACAUGUCUGACUCCUCAAUGGGUUUGUCGCAUGAUCCUUCCUACUACUCAAAUGGGCCGGUUAUGCACCUGUUCUACUCGGUAAACCUACCGCAUGGUCUCUUCUACACCUACGGCUUUGAAGCUGCGUGCGAGCUAUGCUUGCAACACUGAUGUGGUUCUUGCCGACUAUGCGCUUGCUAGGGGUAUGAGGGCGCUCCCAUACUCAACCAACAUGACUACUAGCCCAGCUACGUAUAUGGUGCUAAGAAAAGAAAAGUGUGAAGACGUGCAUGCUGUAAGGCUGGUGCGGGCAACAGUACUUUCCGAGGUGAUGUGGAACUUCAUUGAGGCCAUGGGACUCUCGGUCGAUUUGUUUGAGCAUGGCCUGUCAAGGGGCAACUUGCUGUUCCUGCAGCUUCUGGUAGACAGCCUCAAGCUGCAAAAAAAAACCAACCCGGUGUUUACCGAUAGCCAAGAUGCGCUACUUGGGGCCAAGCGGCCUCGGACCAAGGGUAAAAACGCAGACCUCAUCGUGCGAGGCUUUGGAAAACGCGGUCUGUGAAGCAACCUGGAAAUCCAGCCGCCACACGUGGAUUCUCA
This is a messenger RNA of Linderina pennispora, 912 nucleotides long. RefSeq lists its product as uncharacterized. The record is from RefSeq and is a predicted model, not a curated record. Bases 425 to 874 code for a protein of 149 amino acids. Lineage: Eukaryota; Fungi; Kickxellomycota; Kickxellomycetes; Kickxellales; Kickxellaceae. Gene Ontology annotation, molecular function: metalloendopeptidase activity; zinc ion binding. The transcript has a single exon.